GUUGCCCUAGCAAAUUCUUUGAGAGAGAAAGAUCAUUGUUUACUUUAAACUGCUAUUAAUUAUUAGCCAAGUGGGUUGGUUUUGUUUCUUUUUCCUGUAAUACUCAUGGUCCUCUUCCAAAAUUAACUUCUUGUUGAAGAUUUUCAAAACAUAUGUGAACCCCAGAAGUUCAAUAAACCCCAUCUCUGUAGAAUUGUACCAUAAAUGAGUAGAACCCUUCCAAGACAGACAACUUUAUUUGUAUAGCUUGAUUCCAAUCUACACCCUCAAAACCACCCCUUAUCUUCUUCUUAAUUCUUAAUUCAUCUCUGUAACUCUUUCUUGUUUAACUCAUCUCCACAUCUAGAUCUGCAGCUAGCUGCACAAACAUAAAGUCAAUGAAUUUUAUGGGAAAGAUCACUGGUGGCACUAGUGGGGAGGAGAAACAAGAAAAUGAACAAGAACAACAACCACCCACAUCAACUCCACUCUUGUUAACUUCUUCUUCUUCUUUUUAUCAUCACCAUCCGCACCACCACCAAGAACCCUUCUUUUCUCCACCGUCCUACACCCACCACCACCACGGUUGGCUCCCAGACGGUGGCGAACCUUCGUCGAAUCAAACCGACGAAGGCGGUUACAAUUUGGUGGAAAGAGAACACAUGUUUGACAAAGUAGUAACUCCAAGUGAUGUCGGUAAGCUAAACCGGCUUGUGAUCCCAAAACAACAUGCUGAAAGGUACUUUCCAUUGGAUUCUUCAACCAACUACAAGGGCCUUUUGCUUAACUUUGAAGACAGGAGUGGAAAGCUAUGGAGAUUUCAAUACUCCUACUGGAACAGUAGUCAAAGCUAUGUUAUGACCAAAGGUUGGAGCCGGUUUGUUAAGGAGAAAAAGCUUGAUGCUGGAGAUAUUGUUUCUUUUCAAAGAGGUGUAGGUGUUACUGCUAAAGAUCGGUUGUUUAUAGAUUGGAGAAGACGUGUAAACCCUUCAACACCAUCACAUAACUUAUCUGCAUCAUCUGAUCUAUCUUUCUUGUUUCAAAAUCCUAACUUUAUCCACCCUUGUAAUCCACUUGUGUUGCAAUCUUUUCCGGCUAGGAGAAACCCUAAUAGUUUUAUGCUUCAUGCUCCAAAUGGAAACCCUAAUUGUACUAGUUCUAGAUCUGGUUACUUUGGACAACAACAACAACAACAACAACAAGGUGGGUUUGGAAUUACACCACAAUUACAACAGUUUGGAUUAGGGUUUGAUCCACAACCACCUGUUGUUGUUCAAGAAUCAACUGAUCAUUCAACUCCACCAGUUCAUGGGAAAGUAUCGGGUAAAAGACGGCUCCGGUUGUUUGGGGUUAACAUGGAUUGCGUGUUCUCGGAAGAUGGAGCAGAUGAAAACGCCACAGUUGACAGUUCGUCCUCGUUUUCUACGAUCCCUUACUUGCAAUUGAAGCCUGAUUAUGGAGGAGAAAGUGAAUUUGAUCAAAGUGCAAUGUUAACAGCUUCUUCUGCUCAUGAUUUCAACAUGAUUGCAAACUCAACAGUUUCUAAUAUGUCUUUGGAUUUGAAGAUGUGACACACUGAAGCUGAAAUGAAAUAUGAAGUCAAAUAAAGAUGAUUAAGCACCCGGAUGUUGAAGCUCAAACCUAUUAUAAUUUGAGGUACUAUAAGUUCCAAGAUUGUAGGUACUUCAUGAUAUUAAUUAUUCUAGUUCAUAUUGUGGACAAUUUUCCAGUGAAAUUCACUUACAGAACUUCUUGCUA
Molecule: messenger RNA, 1737 nt
Organism: Helianthus annuus (common sunflower)
Lineage: Eukaryota; Viridiplantae; Streptophyta; Magnoliopsida; Asterales; Asteraceae
Product: B3 domain-containing transcription factor NGA1
Exons: 1
Coding region: 378-1550 (390 amino acids)
Molecular function (GO): DNA binding; DNA-binding transcription factor activity
Source: RefSeq, a predicted model, not a curated record